This is a messenger RNA of Cryptococcus amylolentus CBS 6039, 1641 nucleotides long. RefSeq lists its product as hypothetical. NCBI's taxonomy places the organism in Eukaryota, Fungi, Basidiomycota, Tremellomycetes, Tremellales, Cryptococcaceae. Gene Ontology annotation, cellular component: U2-type spliceosomal complex. The record is from RefSeq and is a predicted model, not a curated record. The coding region runs from base 1 to 1641 and encodes 546 amino acids. Gene Ontology annotation, biological process: mRNA splicing, via spliceosome. Gene Ontology annotation, molecular function: RNA binding. The transcript is spliced from 6 exons.
AUGCCCCCCAAACCGCCCAAAACAAGAUACUUCAAGGGCAAGGCCCCAAACGCUGCCGUAUCAGAAUCAGAGUCGGACGACGAUGACGAAGAGGAGGUCGAUUUUCGACAGCAAAAUAGAAACAAGAACACCCAGCUGGAUCCAAACGCAGUUGCUGGUGGUGCCGGAAAGGUAAUCAGCGAUGUUCGCGAAAUAUAUGCAAAGAAAGGAAAGGGGAUGGAGAUGAACCUAGGAGGGGCGAAGAUAGGAAGAGGAGUCGGGGAUGGAGGUGUCAAAUUGGAAGAGUCAUCAGGAGAAGAAGAAGAGGAGAGCGAUGAAGAAGAUCAGAAUGGGCCGCCCAAGUCUACAACACAAGCCAAAGAAGAAGAGUCCAGCGAGUAUGAGACCGACUCUGAGGAGGAGGAAUCGGAGGAAGAGCCACCAAAACCUGUCUUCAGACCCGUCUUCGUCCCUAAGGACUCGAGAAAUACGACUGCCGAGAAGGCUGCUGCCGAAGCCGAAGAAGCGCGGAAGAGGGAAGAAGAGAUGGAGCAAGAGCGUAAACAAGCGUCAAAAGAACUGGCUGGAGAGACUAUCAGGCGUGAACUCGCUGAGAAGGAAGCCGCCAAAAUCGUUCACGACAUCGAUGACACCGACGGCCUCGACCCCCAGGCCGAAUUCGAAGGCUGGCAAGCGCGAGAACUAGCCCGUCUUCUUCGCGAAGAGAAAAGGCAGGCAGAGAGGGACGCUGAGAAGGAAGAGAUCGAAAGAAGGCGCGCUAUGCCAGAGGCAGAGAGGCUGAAGGAAGAUAUGGAGCAUGCACAGAAGACGAGGGAGAAGGAGAAAGGGGAAAUGGGCUUUUUGCAAAAGUAUUACCACAAGGGUGCUUUCCAUCAGGACGAUGAGCUGCUGAAACGAGACUACGCUGGAGCGACUGAAUCCUCUGUCGAUAUGACCAUGCUCCCAAAAGUCAUGCAAGUUCGGGACUUUGGCAAAGCUUCGAGAACAAAAUACACUCACUUGGCAGAUCAGGACACGAGCCAAGGUGGAUGGGGUGCUGCCACUAGGGGAGGCGGAGGUGGCGCUGGUGCUGGGUGCUUCAACUGUGGGGGUCCGCAUCUUCGGAGAGACUGUCCUAACAACGACCUUAAUGGCCCAAACAUGAUUGGCGGAGUUUCUGUCCCGGGCGCCUUUGCUCCUGUCGGAGGAAGCGGGGCCAAUACUGCAGCUCUUGCCGUGGGGUCCAGAUCAUGGGGAGGUAGCGGAAAUGGGCGUGCCAACGGAGAGGAACGACGAACAGACGAUCAAUCAGCAAGCGGCAGCACUACGAGGGAUAGUCGGGAUAGGAGGCACGGGGCAGAGAGGAUUGACUCUCGGAGUGACAGGGAUGAUUACAAGCGCAGCAGGGAUCGAAGCGGGGACAGGGCACACAGGCAUCGAGAGAGAUCUCGAGACCGGGAGGAUCAUGGCCGCGACCGUGACCGCGAGAGGCGCAGAGACAGCGAAAGAGGAUAUCAUGGGCGGGAAAGAGACAGUCGAAGGGAUAGCCCAGGACGUAAGAGGGAUCGAGAUGACCGGGAGAGGGAUUAUGAUAGACACGACAAGCGUCGGAGAGAAGACUCUGAUAGGAAUAGAGAUAGGGACAGGCGGAGAUACGACUAG